Molecule: messenger RNA, 2006 nt
Organism: Danaus plexippus (monarch butterfly)
Lineage: Eukaryota; Metazoa; Arthropoda; Insecta; Lepidoptera; Nymphalidae
Gene: senju
Product: UDP-galactose transporter senju
Exons: 4
Coding region: 241-1290 (349 amino acids)
Biological process (GO): pyrimidine nucleotide-sugar transmembrane transport
Cellular component (GO): Golgi membrane
Molecular function (GO): UDP-galactose transmembrane transporter activity
Source: RefSeq, a predicted model, not a curated record
CACUGAUAAUAAAAUCUUACAAUACUCAGUCAAAUUAUUAUUGAUAUUGAAUUGUUAAUUGUUGUUUACAAUAAAAAUGUUAAUGAUAAAGUGAUGAAUUCAAAAUUAGUUAUACUAUGCAAGUUUAAUGUAUUAGUAUUAGCCAUUUCGUGGACGUGGACAGUGUAGGGGCUAGAAACAAUUUUUUUUUGUCACUAUUAUCUAUAUUAAACAUUAAUAUUUUGUUUUUAAAAUAUAAAAAUGAAAGAAUGGAAUAAAUUAUUUCCGAAUAAAGAAGGAUUCAUAGUAUUUUCGUUGUAUAUAAUCCUUUUUGUAUUUCAAGGAGUUUUUAUAACAGCAUCUAAAACAGAAAAUGGAGUUUAUGACUAUAAUACAACACUUGUUGUAUUUUUAUCUGAAUUACUAAAAUUGUUGAUAUCCGGAUUUUUAUAUACUUGCAAACAGGGGAAUAAGCCAAAUUUAUUCAAAGCUAUUGCUUUGAAUUAUAGGCUGCUGAUUUAUUACUUUAUACCAUCACUUUUAUACUGUUUCUAUAAUAACCUGGCAUUUAUAAACUUGUCCCAUUAUGAUCCCACCUCAUAUUAUAUUUUACUUCAGUUUCGAGUAGUUUUAACAGCAUUAAUAUUUCAGUUCCUGUUCAAAAGGAAGCUCACAUUUUUCCAAUGGAUUUCGCUCGGGAUCCUUACAUUAGGUUGUAUGAUAAAAAACUUUGACACUGAAACAGCACAGACAAAGGAAGAUUCUGAAUUUUUGUCUCAAAUUUUUAAUAUAUAUUUCUUAUCAAUAAACUUUCAAAACUUUUGUUCAUGUUUGGCCGGAACUUACAAUGAAUAUUUGUUGAAAACCGUCGGCUCCGAUGUAGAUAUAUUCUUACAAAAUGUUUUCAUGUAUCUCGAUUCAGUUUUAUGCAAUUUCUUUAUUUUACUGUACAUGGGAGAAUUAGGUGGCAUCUUUAAUGACUUUAAAUAUCUCGGUGAUAUAUUUGUUAUUCUUAUAACAGUGAAUAGCGCUGUUGUCGGUAUUGUUACCAGUUUUUUUCUGAAGAAUUUGAAUUCAAUUUUAAAGACAUAUGCCAGUGCUUUAGAACUAGUUAUAACUGCUAUUGUAUGUUACAUGCUAUUUAAUAUCCUUAUCACAAAAUACACUGUGUUAUCAAUAUGCCUAGUCAGUAUUGCAGUUGCAAUGUACGUUAGGAAUCCCGUUAAUAAUGUUAACUCGAAUAAAACCAAUUCCAUUGAUAAGAAACCUUUAUUACCAGUAACAGAAAAUAAACAUAGAAAUGAUAAUUGAGAUUAUUCUAAUCAUAAGUGACUAUUAUUAGGUAUUUAAAAUGAUAUUUUUAUGGGAACAUAAGUUUAAAAUAAUAUAAAUUGAUAUCUUAUUUAGUGAAUUAGGUGCCUAAAGGAUGUAUUAAAGGGUAUUGUGAACGAGAAAGCUAUGAGAUCAUGUAUGUCUAGAGUUUAAAGCCAGUGAUAUAGAAACACAUUUAUACCCUUUCCUGGCACCCAUACCAUAAUAUAAUCUCAUAAUUAAAUUAUAUGAAGUAAUUUAAUCAUAAAUGAAACUACCAAAAUUAGUAUUACCAGUAUUAUUAUAAGUUUUGGGAUCUCAGCAGACAAUUUUCUGUGAUUGAUACAAUUGAUCUAAAUUCUACAUUAUAUAUCAUUAAUUUCAGUGAAUAAUUUGUAUGUAUAAUAUUUUUAUAUAUAAAUUUUUAAUCUGUUAAACAUUUAAUAAUAAAUUAUUGUUCCCCUUCAUUGCUGUUUAUUGCUUAUAUGAAAUUAAUAAUAUAUUUUUAAUAUUUAACCACUCUUCCUUCUAGACAAUAAUUAAUAUGUAUAACAAUGUAAAUCACAUGUAAGCAAUCUAUCUAAUACAAUGUUAAUGUAUGAUAACUUUUAAUCCUAACAAGGCAAAAAUUAUAAUUAAAAAAUAUGGUUACAUGUCGUUGGCCAAUGUGAAAUGUAAUAAAAACUUUUUACAGAUACAUUAAAAACUCUUUGGUG